Messenger RNA from Paramecium pentaurelia, 192 nucleotides. Lineage: Eukaryota; Ciliophora; Oligohymenophorea; Peniculida; Parameciidae. The record is from the annotation of a GenBank genome assembly.
AUGAUACAUUUCAAAGAAGAUCAUGAUUUUUUAUUUAACAAUCAAAUAAGAGGUUUAAAAUAUGUUCAAGCUUAAUUAGUAAUUUAUUUAGCUGUUUUUAUUGAUUUAAAUGUUUUUAAAGUUAAAAUGAUACAUAAUUUCCUAAAAAAUUACUUAAAAAAUUUGAUAUAAUAUAACUUGGAAUAGCACUGA